Messenger RNA from Triticum turgidum subsp. durum (durum wheat), 513 nucleotides. NCBI's taxonomy places the organism in Eukaryota, Viridiplantae, Streptophyta, Magnoliopsida, Poales, Poaceae. The record is from the annotation of a GenBank genome assembly.
AUGGAGAGCAGGGGCAGCGCGAGAGGAGGAGACCGCGACCACCUCGACCACCACCGGCAGGUGCUGCUGCUGAGGCCGGCUGCGGCAUGGAGCUACGCCUCCGCCGGCGGCGGCAUGUCGUGGCCGGCGCAGAGGUCGCCGUCGUCUUCGUACACGUGCGGCUACUGCAAGAGGGAGUUCCGGUCGGCGCAGGCGCUCGGGGGGCACAUGAACGUGCACCGCCGGGAGAGGGCCAGGAUCCGCCACUACUACUGCUCCGCCUACCCCGCGGCUCCAGCUCCGGCUCCUGCUGCUGUCCACAGGGACUGGGUGCCCAACCUCAACUUCUCGCCGCCGCGUUGCCCCGGUGGCGACUAUGGCGGCACAUCCUCGGCGACCCCGCCCGUCUACAGCUUCUUCUCCACCGCGGCGACCGCGGAGGCGGCCAAGGCUGCGUUGGUGGUGGACCUGGAGCUGGGGGUCGGAGGAGGGGGAGGAGGCUUGGAUCUUGAGCUUAGGCUUGGCUGCUCUUGA